AUGUCUGACGUCCGCCUUUUCACUGCUCGUCCAUUGCCGAAGCACCAGGCACGGAAAGACUUGAAAGAUGCAUUUCGUGUCCAUCUAUCUUCCUCUUCGCUAGCUGCUCUAAGGCUUCAAUCAGAGAGUAUUUGCACGCUGAGGCAAGGCGAUGGGCCACCGCUGACUGCCAUAGCAUGGUAUGCAACAGAGAACAUCCAGAGCACAGUCGUGCAAAUAUCAAGGACACUUCAGGAUUGCUAUGAUAUCAAGAUCGGAGAGAAAACCUCUAUCACCAGGGCUGAAGGCCCCCUAGAAAACAUCGACCUAGUGACAUUGGUGGACUGUUCAGAUCCCGAAAAAAUUGCCAGAUAUGGCUCAAUUUCAGAAAGUGACAGGUCCCAUUGGGAAUGGGUCCUGGAUGAAAAGCUUCUCCGAUGCGAGUGUUUGACGGCAGGCUUGACUUUUGAGCUGGAGCUCAAGGGCCAAUCUAGGAGUUUCCGAGUGGUUAACAUACAUUCACAGAACCCUCACUCUAGUCAUACGCUUUUUCAAUUCACAGAGGCGUCCAAGGUUUCCCUUGGUCCAAUCACAGAAAGAAAAGAAGAAAAUUCUUCAGCCAUAGCAGUGCAAUCUGCUGGCCUUGGAGGCCUCUCCCGCCAGAUUGACGACAUCAAUGAGAGCUUAUCUGAUUUUAACAUUGAUCCGCUGAAGCCGGUGAUGCCAUCAUUCUACGAGAACAGCCGAGGGAUUCUACUCUAUGGACCAAAGGGGACUGGCAAAACAAGUCUUCUAGAACAGAUUGAAAAGGCUGGCUGGAAGCAAACGUUCAGAAUCGGCAUGUCAACUUUGGGCAGAAAUACCAAUGAGGGCGAGGUGAAGCUGCGCAAUAUCUUCCAGGAGGCGGCUCGCUCUAACCCCAGUGUGAUCAUCAUCGACCAGUUGGAAUUUAUUGCCCCUAAGCGAACCUCGAUUGAAUCUCAGUCUCUUGCAUCUGUUCUUUGUGAGAAUCUAGAUGCUAUACGAAAUACAUCGAUCCUCGUGGUGGCCGCAACAAGAAACCCUAAUCAAGUCGAUGACGCCCUCAGAACGCCCCAUCGACUUGGGACAGAAAUUGAGAUCCAAGUCCCUACCGCUCAGGACCGAGCUGAAAUACUACAUGCCAUUCGUGGGCCAGUAUCUGCCGGUUUGACCGACGAGCUCAUAGAGCUACUAGCAGAAAAGACACACGGAUACGUUGGAGCUGACCUUUUUGCCCUUCUGCAAUUGGUCUGUCGCAAAGCCCGACAACGACAACUGUUAGAGCAAAAUUCCACAGCCAUGUCGGCCGACCCGGUCGACCCGUAUAGCUCGCACCACGGAGGUUCCAGCGAUGAAUUGACCAUCUCAUUGGAGAUACAAGAAACAGAUAUCUUGCUUUCUCUCCAGGAAAUUCGUCCCACGGCCAUGCGGGAAGUGUUCCUGGAAACCCCAAAGGUGAGAUGGUCCGACAUCGGUGGACAGCAUGAUAUCAAAAGACGCCUCCAAAAAGCCAUUGAGCGGCCCUUGAAGUAUCCUCAACGGAUGCUCAGACUUAAUGUGAAUAGUAAAAAGGGUGUUUUACUUUACGGGCCGCCAGGUUGUUCCAAGACACUGAUGGUCAAAGCCCUAGCCACAGAGGCAGGGCUGAAUUUCCUGGCAGUCAAGGGUGCAGAGAUUCUCAGCAUGUACGUUGGAGAGUCUGAGCGAUCAUUGAGAGAGAUCUUCAGAAAGGCCCGAGCAGCACGACCAAGUAUCAUAUUCUUCGACGAGAUUGAUGCCAUUGCUGCUCGACGCAGUAGUAGUUCGGGAGGGGUCAAUGUGCUUACGACUUUGCUAAACGAAAUGGACGGUAUUGAGGAGCUCCGAAGCGUGUUGGUCAUUGCUGCUACCAACAAGCCCGAUGUUUUAGACCCUGCAUUGAUGCGACCUGGACGAUUGGACAACAUCCUUUAUAUUGGUCCUCCGGACUUUGAGGCGCGUAGGGAAAUCCUGCGCAUCUGGGCUAAGAAGUCUGUGGUAAACCCAGAAGUCGACUUGGAUAAUCUGGCAUCUCUGACUGAGGGCUAUUCUGGCGCCGAGAUUGUGAGCAUCUGUGAAACCGCUGGAGAUGCAGCACUUGACGACGAGGAGGAAACGCAACAGGAGCAAGAUGUGCAGUGGAAACACUUUGAAUAUGCACUUGGACAAGUGCGACGGCAAAUCACGGAUACUGUCAUCCAAGAGUAUGAGAGAUGGAAAGAGGGCUAG
Messenger RNA from Penicillium vulpinum, 2247 nucleotides. RefSeq names its product putative AAA family ATPase. Gene Ontology annotation, molecular function: ATP hydrolysis activity; ATP binding. Lineage: Eukaryota; Fungi; Ascomycota; Eurotiomycetes; Eurotiales; Aspergillaceae. The coding region runs from base 1 to 2247 and encodes 748 amino acids. The record is from RefSeq and is a predicted model, not a curated record. The transcript is spliced from 2 exons. Gene Ontology annotation, cellular component: cytoplasm.